CCCCCUCCCCCCGUGAUGUUCUCCGUCUUGUCCUACGGACGGCUGGUGGCCCGGGCGGUGCUGGGCGGUCUCUCCCAAACGGAUUCGCGCGACUACAGCCUGGUGACCGCCGGCUGCGGCUUCGGCAAGGACUUUCGGAAAGGCAUCCUGAAGAAGGGGACGUGCUACGGCGACGACGCCUGUUUCGUGGCCAAGCACCGGAGCGCCGACGUGUUGGGAGUGGCUGAUGGGGUUGGAGGCUGGCGAGAUUAUGGAGUUGAUCCUUCCCAGUUCUCAGGUACUCUGAUGCGAACCUGCGAGCGUCUGGUAAGAGAAGGACGCUUUAUACCCACCAACCCUGUAGGAAUCCUAACCGCGAGCUACUGUGAACUACUACAGAACAAAGUCCCAUUGCUAGGCAGCAGUACAGCCUGUUUAGUAAUUCUGGACAGAAGUAGUCACCGGCUGCACACAGCCAACCUGGGAGAUUCCGGCUUUCUGGUGGUUCGAGGCGGAGAAGUGGUUCAUCGGUCAGAUGAGCAGCAACAUUAUUUUAAUACCCCUUUCCAAUUGUCGAUAGCACCGCCUGAAGCAGAAGGUGUUGUUCUCAGUGACAGCCCAGAAGCUGCGGACCGUACCACGUUUGACGUCCAAAUAGGAGACAUAAUCUUGACAGCAACUGAUGGAUUAUUUGAUAACAUGCCUGACUACAUGAUCUUACAAGAGCUGAAGAAACUUAAGGAGACCAAUUAUGAAAGUAUUCAGCAAACGGCAAGAAGCAUCGCAGAACAAGCCCAUGAACUGGCAUAUGAUCCACACUACAUGUCUCCAUUUGCACAGUUUGCAUGUGAUAACGGACUGAACGUACGGGGAGGUAAACCAGAUGACAUCACUGUUCUACUGUCAAUAGUAGCAGAAUAUACAGACUAGCAGUUUCAAAGGCAUGGACACUUAAAACUAGAUAUCUUAUUCCACUGUGUCCUGCUGGCAGGACCUGGUUUUCCGAAUUAUAACUUGUCUCAAAGGCCAGCCAUUGCUGAGGCGAAUAUCCACUUCAGUUACUGCAAAUAUUUAAUGCUGAAAACCACUACUUUCAUUUGUUUCUGCUAGCAAGAAAAUUUUUCUUAAAUUCUAUCUAUCACACACCCUUGCUCAUGGGAAAUAGAAAACCAAUCUCUUCUACCAGUACUAUGGUACUUUAAUAGGUCAGUAAUUCGAGAUCCAAAAGGAAAGUUGGUCUGUAAGGCGUAUGGAAAUUGAAAGAUUUUUUUGGUCAUUAAAUUAAUGAUGCCAUUUACAUGCAUGGAAGAGGGGCAGCGGGAUUGUAACCACUGAUGGAAAUUUGAACCUGCAGAAUUUUCUUUAUUUGAGCAAUGUAGAAAUUCUCUGAGAAUCAUUAAAGAUUUGCAUACAUAGCUAUCACCCAAUCCGUAUAACGUAAUAACUUUUGGGUUGAUAACAUAAUCGCUGACCUCUAAUGUCCUAACUGGUCAGUGUUCCUGCCAGUUUAAGUGUGCCGAGAACUUCAUGGGGUUAAUUAUCUAGACUUCUCUGGAUAGUUUCUUAAGUAGGGAACGACAGUGUCAGAAAUGUUUCAACAUAUAGCCCUCGGGGAGUUAUUUAAAGCCAUGUUUUAACUUUUUAAAUGAUAAAAAUCAGGUAACUUAUUUUGAGAGAUUUUGUUUUAAUGUUAAAGUUACUCGUGUACAAAGUCAGAUUUUCUAAUGUUUCAUCCUAGCUGUACUGUAUAUUAGCACAACUGUUAAUUUAAGUUAUUUUUACAUGUACUGUGUACAUGUCGUUUUACUAUUUAAAUGAACAUCAUGCUUGUAAUAGGCAUUUCAUUUUAUAUUUUGAGUUAGUCGCAUGUAAAACAAUAAUUUUGUACUCGUAUUCCUGAUUUGACAGAAAUUAUAUGUACUUAUGCUCAAAGAUUCACUGCCCGUUUUGAAUAUUGGUUUUAAUCUUUGUUUUGGCUCGGAAUGCUUUUGAAGCACAAUUGUUUCUUUUGAUGUAUCCAGUAUUUUGGUGGCUGGCAGACAGUAUAGAUGCUUGAAGCUUCCAAUCCAGUUCCAGUGACUUAUAUAUUAUUGCCUCAUGAAAUUAUUCUGAAAAGUCGCAGGCUUUAUCAAAUUUGGUGGGAAGGGGUUACUAAAACAAUCCAUAUGGGACAAUUCUUUGGCAGGUUUGUACUAAAAGCACAGAACUUUUUGCCUAAAAGCAGCGUAUUCCAUGGCUCGAUCUACAGCAAUCCAUGUUUUUUCCGUCUUUCAAAUCGCUGCAUUAAAUAUUGGAAAUCCUACAAGUGUUGGUUUCUGUGGAUGCAAGAGCUUCAAAAUGCCAGUCAGUGUCUUCCUUUCUAGUGAUUUCAGAUUUGUCAGAGUUACUGGGUUUGACUAUCUGUAUGCACUGAAUUUUACUUUAGACACUUUAACAAUUGUAGAACAGAAUUUUGGUACAGAUUUACCCAAUGCAAUGCCCAAAUAACAGUAGCUUAUUUCAGCUUUCAAUAUUCAGUGUUGCUUCAUGUUAGUUUUUUUUAAAUUAAUUGUACACACUGAAGCUCUCCAGCGUGUUACCAGAAAGCUAAAGUGGCUUUGACAGUGAGGCCUUAUUUAUGCUCCAAACCAAUGUUUAGACUACUUUAAGAACUUUAAUGGUCAAGUUUAUAUUUUUGUACAACUGGGUCUAAGUGCAAAGUAGUUUUUAAGUCGGCAGAUCAAAAUAAUCAAACUCAAACUGUUUGCCAGGCUAAAAAUGCUGGAUUGUAAAGUUUAAAAUUUCAAUGCAAUUAUAUCAUUCACAACAGAACUGUUCCCUUUCAAAUCUUUCUGUCGGGCUUGAGUUCACACCAAAGACCAGAACUAGCUUUCUCCUCUUCUAUCCUGCUACCCACACAAAAAAAAACUACACCGAUUAGUUGAGCAAUACUGUACUGAAACUUGUUUGUGGUUCUGCUCUGGGUUUGUGUGUUAUUUUAGAUUUGUUCCACAAUGCACUACUAUGUUUCUGAGAGAUUAUGCUCGAUUGGAGCCAAGUCUCUGUGUUCUUUUUUUUAAAAAAAAGCUGCUUGCGCACAAAUAAAAGUAGUUAGACACAGGCUUGUUUACAGAUCCUAGAUAAUAUUCUGUAGGUAAUAAACUGCACAGCAAGCUAACUCCUUAAAGAAGCCAAGCACCCUGAUGCCUCGCCCAUUUGCUAAAGAUGCGAAGCUAAGCCAUACAGAACCAAAGGUUGCAGGUUGAAAUCAGUCUUUGCUGGGCUUUAUGUUGGUCUUAACUGCAGUUUGUGCAGUUACCUUGCCACCCAAGCCAAGAAAGGAGGAUAAGCAAGCAACCUGAGAUUCUUCAUGUGAUCUCAUCCAUCGCCUUGGAUCAUCCUAACGCGAAAGGCACUACACAAAUGUAAUAUUGUAUUGUAUCCCCUUUGCUGGAAAGCGUAUGGGAUGAGGACUACUCGUAUUCCUUAUAUUUGAUAUAUCGCUUGAUAACUUCAAUAUGUCUCAAAAAGUGCUUUACAGGUGAAAUUUACUUUUUUUUUAAAAUCGGCAAAUGUGCAACCCAGUUUUGCACAAUAGACCCCACAAACAGCCAACGGUCAGUUUAAAUGGAGGAUUGUUGGCCUGGAAAAUGGCAGAAACUCCCUUUGAAUAGAAUUGUGGGAUCUUUAACAUCCACCUUAACAGGAAGACUUGGUUUAACGUGCUGUUAAUCGGUCACACCUCUAACAAUGCAGUGUUCCUCCAGGUCGGCUUUGGAAUGUCAGACUAGAUUCGAACUCCAAUCCCAACAUGGGGCUUGAACCCUUGACUGUUUGACCCAGGGGUGAGCAUGCCAUCGAGCAGUCAAAGAUUGGGCUUGGCUAUGACGUCCACUGAGGUCAAACAACUUGAUGUCUUCCAAGUGAAUGAGCACCUUGGCAAGAUGACUGGUCCUGGUAGAACCUUGAUAGAGGGUCUUUGGGGGGAUGGAGAGAGUAAAAGUCCAGUUGACAAUAUCAGUAACAUUUAAGUUCCAUACUUUUUAAACCUCUUUAUUCAGUUAGCUUGUUUUUUGGAGAAUGCAACACAGAGAAAAUUAGUAUAUACAGUAAUCUAGAGAAGAUAUACGCCAUCUCAAAAUGAAAGCUGACGUUUUUGGUCAUGUAAGAGUAAGUUGUGUGACUGACAUCUGCUUUAACUGUAGGGUAAAUAGAAAUGCAAGAAUAGUAAUGUACAUAUGUUUGUUGCAAAGCUGUACAGAUGAUAUAUUUAAUAAAAUUCUAUAGUAUUUAUA
Callorhinchus milii (elephant shark) is the source of this 4253-nucleotide messenger RNA. RefSeq names its product protein phosphatase targeting COQ7 b (gene pptc7b). The record is from RefSeq and is a predicted model, not a curated record. NCBI's taxonomy places the organism in Eukaryota, Metazoa, Chordata, Chondrichthyes, Chimaeriformes, Callorhinchidae. The coding region runs from base 16 to 909 and encodes 297 amino acids. The transcript has 6 exons.